Molecule: messenger RNA, 1095 nt
Organism: Penicillium canariense
Lineage: Eukaryota; Fungi; Ascomycota; Eurotiomycetes; Eurotiales; Aspergillaceae
Product: 3-methyl-2-oxobutanoate hydroxymethyltransferase ECM31
Exons: 2
Coding region: 1-1095 (364 amino acids)
Biological process (GO): pantothenate biosynthetic process
Cellular component (GO): mitochondrion
Molecular function (GO): 3-methyl-2-oxobutanoate hydroxymethyltransferase activity; magnesium ion binding
Source: RefSeq, a predicted model, not a curated record
AUGGCUCCGCCAAAAGCUGCCCUACGGCCGCUCUCGCAGAUCGUGCUGAACGCGCCGCCUGUUUUCAGCACGAAUGCGCUUCGUGCUGCCUCUCGCCAACUUCGCCAACCCCUGUUGAAUCGCCAGCGCCCCUCCCUAACUUCCACUUCGCGCUCGUCGCUUGCCUCCUGUACCCAGACCCGACACAGCUCCUAUAACUCGCCGGAUCCUUCGUCCAACACAUCCAAUGCGCGCAAGAAGGUCACCACGCAAACAUUACGCAACCUCUAUAAGAAAGGAGAACCCAUCGCCAUGAUCACCGCCCACGACUUCCCCAGUGCCCAUGCUGCCGAUGAAGCUGGAAUGGAUAUGGUGUUGGUAGGCGAUAGCUUGGGAAUGGUUGCAAUGGGAUUGGAAAAUACCACGGAGGUGACCAUGGAGGAGAUGCUGCUCCAUUGUCGGAGCGUAGCCCGCGGGGCGAAGACCGCCUUCAUUGUAGGAGAUCUGCCCAUGGGCUCUUACGAGGUAUCCCCCGAGCAAGCAGUUGAGUCCUCCAUCCGCCUUGUGAAAGAAGGUCGCGUGCAUGGAGUCAAAAUCGAAGGAGGCGAGGAACUGGGCCCCACCAUCAAGCGCAUCAUCCAGGCCGGCAUCCCUGUUGUUGGCCAUGUCGGCCUCACGCCGCAAAGGCAGAACGCGCUCGGUGGGUUCCGAGUACAGGGCAAGACUAGCACCAGCGCCAUGAAGCUGCUGCGCGAUGCGAUGGUCAUGCAAGAGGCCGGCGUGUUCAUGUUUGUGCUCGAGGCUAUGCCCCCCGAGGUAGCAAGCCUCAUCACAUCCAAGCUCAAAGUCCCCACGAUUGGGAUUGGCGCUGGCAAUGGCUGCUCGGGCCAAGUGCUCGUCCAGGUCGACAUGACUGGUAACUUCCAGCCUGGCCGAUUUGUUCCCAAAUUCGUGAGGAAGUAUGCCGACGUUUGGGGCGAAGCGACCCGUGGCAUGGUGCAGUACCGCGAGGAAGUCAAGAGCCGCGCGUUCCCUUCGCCGGAAUAUACCUAUCCCAUCUCGAAGGAAGAACUUGCCAAGUUCGAGAAGACGGUCGAUGAGAUGUAUCAGAAGUAA